This is a messenger RNA of Auxenochlorella protothecoides, 222 nucleotides long. RefSeq lists its product as hypothetical. The record is from RefSeq and is a predicted model, not a curated record. The transcript has a single exon. Lineage: Eukaryota; Viridiplantae; Chlorophyta; Trebouxiophyceae; Chlorellales; Chlorellaceae. The coding region runs from base 1 to 222 and encodes 73 amino acids.
AUGCUCCAAUGCCUUCAUAAGGCCGACAUCCUCCAAUGUAUGGUUGGGGUGAAGGGCGAGAAAUGUGACCACAGGCUGAUCCUUGGGACAUACGCGACGACUCCCUCAGGGUUGGGUCAGAGCCGAAUGUCCGAUAUGAAUUUGACUUUUGCAGCCCGCGACGCGCGAGGGAGUGACAGCAGUCGGCAUGCGCGCUCUCGGCAUUCUGUGCCUUGUACAUAA